Siniperca chuatsi (mandarin fish) is the source of this 2055-nucleotide messenger RNA. RefSeq names its product putative nuclease HARBI1. The record is from RefSeq and is a predicted model, not a curated record. The transcript is spliced from 2 exons. The coding region runs from base 128 to 1390 and encodes 420 amino acids. Lineage: Eukaryota; Metazoa; Chordata; Actinopteri; Centrarchiformes; Sinipercidae.
CUAGGGGGCUUCAGUGUGUGGUCCAUGCAAAGUUGAAGAUGCAAUCUUUAGUCUUCAGUAUAUUUCAUCCGAGUCUCUAUAGAAUUUAGCCUCGGGAUUUAGAAAAUAACAGCUAUACAAGUACACUAUGGAAGCAGCAGAUGUAUGUGCAGGUUUAUCUCUUUCGGUUAUCACUUGGUGCAAAGCGAGACAGUUACAGGACAACCAAACCGAGGCUCGACGAAAGAAGCGCUGUCUGCAGCUGCUGGCAGUUCGGCGGCUGCGACUAAAGAAACUCCAUGAAACAUGGAUGCUGAGAGAAAAAGGCAGCAGACACAGUCGACUGCAUCGCCUCUGUGCUCAUGACAGAUGGAUGGAACUGAUAACACAUCACUUCUUGAAGGAUCGUAUGCGACGAAGACCCAAAGUGUGGUUCUAUCCUCGGAUCAGCAACUGGUGGGAGAAUGCAGCAGCUACUUUCACAGAUGAUCAGUGGCUGCAGUAUUUCAGGGUAUCGAGAGAGACUUUCUCCUAUAUUUGCACAACAUUGAAGCCACAGUUGAAGAGGCAAGACACCACUUAUCGCCUCUGUAUCCCCCUACAGAAGAGAGUGGCUUUGACUCUCUAUAAAUUGGCUAACCCCUGUGACUACAAAACUGUGGCAGAUCUCUUCGCUGUGGGGGUGGCGUCUGUUUGCCGCUGUGUGCAUGAGUUCUGCACAGCAGUCAUUGAACUACUUAAACCGCAGCUUGUUGUGACACCAAACGACUCCAAGCUUGUGAAAAUGGCAGACUUUUUCUAUCGCACAUAUGGGAUUCCUCAGUGUAUUGGUGUACUAGACAGUAUGCACAUUACAAUCAUCAAACCACCACACUACCAGUCUGAGCAACCCAAUAGAGAAAGUUAUCUUGCUAUCUUAUUACAAGCAGUUGUGGAUGGCAAUGGCAUGUUCUGGGAUCUGAGCAUGAGCUGCCCAGCAUGGGUGAAUGAUUCCAGUGGACUUAGAAAGUAUUGGGCAUGUGAGGAUUUCCCCAUCAGGAUGCUCAACGUCUGUGGAACUGACAGUGGACGCUUUAUUCUUGGUGAUGCAGGGUAUCCUUCUCACUACUGGCUUCUUAAACCAUAUAGCAACACGAACUGGCUGACUGCAGAACAAGAGCUGCUUAAUACUCAGAUUAGUCAAACGCUCAGUGUAGCCCAGCAUGCGUUUGAGAGGCUGAAAGGUAGGUGGAGGUGCCUGAACAAACGAAAUGACUGCAGUGUGGAGAUUGUCAAGGACAUGAUAGAGACAUGUUGUGUGCUGCAUAAUCUCUGUGAGAAAAACAAGGAUACGUUCCUUCCAGAAUGGAUCAGUCAUGAGUCGAUUCAGACUGUUAAUGGAAAGCCACAAAGGAAUAGUGAGACAGACUAAUUGCUUGCUUUACAGCAGUUUUUUACAGGAUGAUGCACAGUAAUCUCUCUUUUUAUUACCCACCAUUACUGUCACCACCAGUGGCCAGAAUUUCAGAAGUUUAUUUCUGAGUGGUUGGUAUAUAUCAUUUAUUUAUAUAUGAGUCAAUAAAAGACAAUUUUAUAUAGAUUGUGUUGCAAAUUCACAAGUAACUGCGGCUGAUGUCACUUUGUUGGUCAAUUAAAUAAAUGGGCAUUGAUGAAUAACUGUUAACUAUGUAUAAAUGUGCCAGAGAGUGAUACUAAUAGUUAAGACUGUUUAGAGCUUUAUUUAAAUAUUUUAUUCACACAUUGUUUACCCUAUUCAUUAAAAUUAUGAAGCAAUAUUAUAUGAAUUAUAUGACUUGGACAAUUUCACAGUGGUAAAACUCCAAACAAAACCAAAAAAUAGUCUGAGGCUGUUAACGGCUAUGGGUUGUGCAUUGAAUGACUCAUUUAUAAAAUGAACUAGAAUACAAGCUGUUAAUCACAACAGUUACAUAAAAGAUAUUACAGUGAAAAAAAUACAUUAAAAUAAUAAUCAUUUUCUUUCUUUUAAGGUAAAGAGAAAAUACAUGACAUUGACAUUUGUCAAGCAAAGCCAUGCAGUAGUGUUCAGAAUAAAGGGUAACUGAUCAAAUACCAUCA